Molecule: messenger RNA, 1836 nt
Organism: Blepharisma stoltei
Lineage: Eukaryota; Ciliophora; Heterotrichea; Heterotrichida; Blepharismidae
Source: the annotation of a GenBank genome assembly
AUGAAGUCAAAAUCGUAUAAAGUGAGCCCAAUUUCAAAUGCAAAUUACCCUGAUAGCUCAACCCUCAAAUAUUCAUCAACUUUCCAUGCCUACACUAUUUUCCAGAUGAAUUCUCAGUUCAAUUUCAGAGUAGCCGCUACAAGCAGUGCAGCAACUGGAAUUUAUUACAUCGACUGGGGAACACCUACUGAAAAACUUCAAGAUGGAGUUACUAAUUCUUUAUAUGUCGCUCCAUUGAGUACAAUGAUUGAAGUCUGCAGCUCCUUGUCUACUGCAACUGUCACUGUCGACACUUUACCAACCCUCUACCAAUACUGAACCAGCAUUCCAAUCAAAGUAUAUCUUGCAAAUGCCCCUGCUUCCCAGUUAACAGUAACCCCUACAUUCUCAGUCGCAGGAUUUACAGUCACCCCGAAUUCUCUUACUUUUGACUAUGGUGUCAAUACUCUUUACUUCCAAGUUAAUGUUGGCUCUACCUAUACAGCCUCAACCACAUCACCAACUGUUAGCUUUACUUUGGGAGGAACUGACGCUGCUGCUUUUGCAGCACCUAACAAGCAGACAGUAACUGUUUCAACAAGCUAUCCUUCCAUUGUGGCAGCCACUCCUGGACUAUCGAUCACUAAGGUAAGUGCUUCUGAAGUUAAAGUUGCAGUCACAUCAACAAUUGCAGGAGUUUUGUAUUGGGGACUUGGAUGCCAAGGCUCUCAUGUUCUUAAUUUUGCUGGCCUGUCAUCCCUGGUUUCUGAUCUUGUGACACCAUCUAAGAGUAUUCAAAGCCUUCAGGAGCAAUUGUCCGAACAAUACCUAAGUACAGAAACUGAUAUCGAUACAACUAAAGAUACUGAUAUUAAUGCAUUUUUCAAAAGAAUUCAUUCAGAGCAUUGCAGUGACUACUGGGCUUCUUCACAGGUUAUCACUACAGCUGGAGCUACUAUUGAUUUGAAUUGGCUGAUGGCAGGAACAAGCUAUACUUUUUCAGCUUAUAUUGCUACAAGAUUGACCAACAACACAGCUGCUUAUCCUCUAAAUACUUAUAACUUUACUACAGAUGCAGCAGCACAAUACUAUAGCACCUCUGUCACUUUCUCUGGAUCUGUUCCUUCAACUUCAAGCAGCGGUAUUGCUAAAGUGUUAGCUAAAAAUAUGGGUGUCAACCCUUCAUGGCUUACUUAUGUAAGUUCAUCAAGAAGAAUGCUACAAAGCUCUUCUGGCUCUACCACUACAACAACAUUUGUUUAUAAUGUGCUUUCUGAUAGCAGAUAUCCAGCCUAUACUUCUUCAGGCAUGAUUUCUAAUCUCAAUACUAAUCAGGCCCAAGCAACUUCAGACUUCUCUAGCGCAUUAGCAUUAACCUCAACAGCCCUUGGAACAUCCACAGCUGUCACAACUGGAACAGCUCCAUCAUGGUCCACUGCUCCUGCAAAGACUGCAAACACUGAUACCUCUGCAACCUUCACUGCAGCUUCAUCACAGGCUGGAACCAUAUAUGUUUCUUGCACAGAUAACGACCUUACAGGCCGCAUUACUUAUGCAUGGCAAGUUACUAAUGGAUUAGAUGCAACUACUGAGAAAGUUCCUUCAGCAAAUGUAGCCAGUGUUGCAACCACCAGUGAAACUCUUACAGUUUCAGGUUUGUCCGCAGGGACUUCUUAUGCUUGCUACUUCACUGCUUGCAAUAGUUACCCAGUAACACCUUCUUGCAUUGAAUAUACCUCAACUACUCCUUUGCAAAGCAUUACAUUUAAGACUUCUGGAUCCUCAAGCAGUGACAGCAGUGCAGUUAUGAUGGGCGCAAGUGCACUUUUGGCUUUUAUCUUAACCUUACUUAACUAA